AUGUCGGACUUCAACGCGCACGGCCUCGACCCGCUGUGGGUUGAGCCGAAAGCGGAGGAGGUGCAAGCGUUCUUUGACAAGUUGUCGGAGGGCUAUCUCCGCGAUGAGCCAGUGCUCAUCCGCGACACCUCCAAGGAGGAGCUGGACUACAUUGCUGCCAGGGCGGUGGAGGCGGCGCUCGCCAAGGAGGCCGGCAGCCGGCACCGACGCCCCCUUAUUGAAGACGUGGGCGACGAGUCGUUCGAAGAGGAGGUCGAGGCUGAUGAUCCCUCGGCCACAGGGAAGAGGCGCGCCCUGCAACGGGCCGGCUCCGGCGAGCCGGUCCGGCCCGGCAAGACCGUGCAGCGGCAACAGGUUCCGGAGCAGUCCGUGCGCCAGACGAGAGCCGCAGCAACGAAGGCCGCGACAGCGAAAAAGGUGGUGAAGACGGCGGUGGCGAAGAAGAAAGCGACCGCCUCCUCUUCGUCCAAGCGACGCCGGACCCCAUCCCCUUCUCCGCCUCCUUCAGACAGCACCCUGGAGACCGACUUCGACCUCGGGUCUUUUAGCCCGAAGAGGAAGAGGAAGCCAGUGGAGGAGGAGGCGGAGAACGAGGACACGGAGACGCUGGCCCAAAGGGCGGCGAAGAGGGCCAAGGCCUCGACGGGCGACAAGCCCCCGGUGGGUUCUUCGCGCACGCCGGCGGUGGUGGAGAUCAGCCCGGACAACAGCCCCCGGCGCAGCCCUCGCUUCAGCCCCCAGCGAGGAGAGCGGCUGCAGGAGGAGCCGCCAAGGGCCAACCCCAACACGCCGCCCCCAUCGACCACGCCGCCCAGAGGGGCGUCCCCAGCAAGGGCAUCUACCACCGAGCCCACGCACAUGGAGGAGGAGGGGGCGAGCUUGAGCGCCGGUGGUUUCGUCCCGGCAACAAAUGUUGGUGGGGAGGGCGCCACUUCUUCCCAGCCCGGCGCGGACCCUUCCUCGGCGGAAUCGGAGGAUAGGUACACCAUCAUCAAGGAGGUCGCCAAGGAUGCCGAGGCCGAGGCCGGCAAGAUCACCGUCGAGGAGGCAGCCAAGGCCGCUACUAAGGAGGCCGCCAAGGGGCCUGCUGGAGAGGCCGGCAAGGCUGCUGCCAAAGGGGCUAGUGAGGCCGCUACUGGAGCGGCUGACAGGGCCGCCGCCGAGAAGGAAGUGGCCAAUGACCAACCUCCCUCCCCUCCGGCUCCCGCCCCGGGCAGGUACUUGAAGGUGGGCGACGGCCUGUUCAUUCACCUUCCAGGGACGGCGGGCACCAGGGCGCCGGCCGAGAGGGAGGUGUUUGACGACGAGGCGCUCGCCACCGCCGGGCUCCAGAAGCUCCAGGCGCUCCACCGUGCCCGCCUGGACAAGGCAAAAUCCAGGAUGGCAGCGGCGGACAAGGCGGGGCCGGAUCUCGAGGAGCGCAUCGCCAAGACGCAGGCCUGGUUCCGUGAGGCCCAGGAAGGGCUGAAGGCUGCCUAG
Aegilops tauschii subsp. strangulata is the source of this 1479-nucleotide messenger RNA. Lineage: Eukaryota; Viridiplantae; Streptophyta; Magnoliopsida; Poales; Poaceae. The record is from RefSeq and is a predicted model, not a curated record.